Molecule: messenger RNA, 1386 nt
Organism: Didymodactylos carnosus
Lineage: Eukaryota; Metazoa; Rotifera; Eurotatoria; Philodinida; Philodinidae
Source: the annotation of a GenBank genome assembly
AUGCAACUGAACUCCGCCACAGGAAAAGCGACUAGCUAUCUUGAACCCAAUGAUGAGGACGUAGCGAUAUGUGCCCAUCAAUUAGUGAAUGGUGCAUUAGCACUCGACAACUUCCGUCCAAUACGAGAACUAGAAAAGUUGAAAGCCGAUGGUGAUCGAGCAUUGGAGACAACCCUUUUUUCAUCACCCGAUGAAAAGAACUUGACUAUUAGUCUUCAACGUAACACGAAUGCAUGGAUAGAAACAGCCAAAGAUUGUCUAAGCGUUGUUAUCAAUCUCAGCGGUUUGGUGAACACAUGUGGACCUGCCAUACAAGCUGGUGUUCUCACACCUGCGGACGUAUCUCGUGCAAUCCAGCAUGCCCAAUCAAUUGGUGAAUCAUCGAAACGAAUCUAUGAGCGAGCGUCUGAUAUGGCUGUGGAUAAUUCUAAUCAGUUAUUGGCAGCCAUUGAAAGCAGGGAGAACGCAUCUCAAGAUCUAACGGUCAAAAUGGCAGUAGAAAAACAUCGAAAUGACCUGAAAAGAUUCCAGCAAGGAGAAGUGACUGUAAAUGUACCACACCAGAGCCAUGCCGAGUUACUCGAAUCAAUUCAGAAAUCCGGAUUGAAUCAAGAACCUAAUGUACGUCAAAAAGCCGAUCAGUCUGAACGGGCCUGGAAUAUAGCUAAAGCUGUCGGAACUGUCGUUUUAGCUGUUGGUAUCAUUAUUGGAUUCGCGAUACUGAAACGUUGAACGAGCAUUUACAAAAAACGUCUAUUUUUAAGAAUGUUCGAAAUUUAUCAUGUAAUUGUAAGACCUACCAAAAACUCGACUCUCCAUGAGACUUUUCUUUUCUCAAUUUAGAGGAGACUUUAGAGGUAUUCGAAUGAAUCUGUUAAGAGCUCUAUCGAUGAUCAUUUGUGUCGCGCUUCGCAAACUCGCCGACUUCGAUUGUUGACGUAAUGCGGCACAAAAUACAGUCUUACUAUAUAGUGUUCGAUAUAAAUGUAUGAAGGGCGAUUUAAUUUCGAGAUUACCUCAUCGGAGUCGUGAACGGAUCCUUUAGCGACAGAGAAUAUGGAUAUCUUUUUUCGUCAACUGACAAAGGCCAUAUCGUCUUUACACUCACGCUUCACUCAAGGGUCAUUCGAAGUCGAAGUACUGACGUUCAUGUGAGCUCUGGAUCCGAUUUCGACUUUGCUGACGACAAAUUGUUCGCCGGGCACAUUGAUCGUUUGUACGAAAUAUUUGUGAAAUAUACUGACGAGGAAGCGUUCCCUGAUGCCACGUUCCGUUUGAGUAGAGACUUACACCACUUUGUAGUACUCGAUGAGACUACUGUAGUAAAGGGUUUAAAAAGUUCCUCUCCAUAUGCAGUUCAGCUCGAGUUAUACCUGUUUUACCGGA